Molecule: messenger RNA, 2215 nt
Organism: Ciona intestinalis (vase tunicate)
Lineage: Eukaryota; Metazoa; Chordata; Ascidiacea; Phlebobranchia; Cionidae
Source: RefSeq, a predicted model, not a curated record
AAUUUUGCUUUACAGGCAGAAUCCCAUAUCUGUGGAGUGUCUGAAGGUCGAAGUUGUGUCAGUCCUGUUUACCCAAAUCUAAUGUCACCAUUAACUGAAACUAAAUAUUCUACUACUAGUAACAUGACGCCAAGACAUUUUUUUCAACAAGAAUAUGAUCUUCAUCCUACUUCAGUGGAUUAUCCAACAAAGAAAGGAGUUUGUAUGCUUGCUUUACAUAAAGGUUAUGACCUUGCCAACUUAUCUGCAAUUAACCUGCUUGUGGAUGUAACUAAACAAUUCAUGGAAGGAAUUUCUUCAUCUUUACGGAAAGUUCUUGACAAUGAAGCAUUAUCAGGUCGGACAGGCUUUUACGAUUGUAUUGAUCAAGUUUUACAUGAUAAUGAUUUGUCCGGCAUCCACACAAUAGUUCAGUUUUAUAAAUCCGAUGUAAUUAAUUAUUACAAGGUGCUCAAAGCAAAAAGUUCAACAUUAAGGAAUCAUUUGAGUUCAGAAAAAAGUAAACCAACUAAAGUGAAAGAUGAAACUUCCUCUUCCAAGCAGAGUGGAUGGAUUCCUGUCAAAAAUACAAGCAGUGGUGAAAGUGUUUCUACUGUGAUUGCAUCAACCAAACCUCAGUGGAUGCCAUUCGUUAAAAUUGAACCCUUUAACCAAUUACAAGCAGAGCAACUUUAUGCUACCUCAAGUUUUCGACCAAUCAGCCCGACCCGCGAUGAGAACAAUCGACCAAUGAGAAAGAAAAUAAAAAAAUAAUUUUGCCUUUUUUUGCAUUGAGGACAGUCAUGGGCCAUGGCACAUGUCUGUUUAAAUAAGUCUGUUUCCCGACUUGUGCUGUAAAAUGUCGAUUGCACUUUACCACUUUAAGAUGAAUGUCAAGGAGUUUUUCAGCAUGUUUGGUCAACGGGUGCAAUUUUACAAAUUUGAAAACACACUGGAUUAAGACGCGGCAGUCUAAAAUCAUUGUUACUUUUUAUUAAUAAGUGAGUUUAUUAUUAGGAAUACAUGUAAAUAACAGGAAAUAAUACUGCACGCUUUAAAAAUCAGGUUCAAAUAUGUUUUCCUUGGCCUACUGCUAUAGUUUUGCAUGCUACCUAUUAGGGGAGACCGGGGAUGGUUCGGACGUUUUUUUGAAAAUUGCUAAUAAUUUUUUUUAUAUGCGUCACAUGAAUUUAAAUGUUAGUUUGUUGUAAAGGGUAAUCCUUUGCCGAAAAAGGGUAGGAGAGUCGCAUGCCAAAGAAAACUAGAAAUGCAUGAAAAAGGUCAAAUUCCUAAGGCUCUCAAGUGUCCGGUGUUGCCCCGGUACCGGGGUAACAUCGAACAUGACCGGGGUCACCUCGGACAGUAUACGUUUUUUGGUUUUAUUCGACACCGUUGGUAAAAACGACAAAUGAAAUAAUAACGAAUCAUCUAAUAUAUCAAUCGACUAGGCUAAGCUGGUACUUUAGCGCAUAUUAAAACAGAAAAGGUUGAUGAGAAAUCUUAAUCCUUAAUAGUCCCCUGUCUGUACGAGUAUCAUCUUCAAUAACUGGAAAAUAGCUUUUUUUCAUUCAGUCGCUUGAUACUCUCCUGAUGUCGUCUUUCGUUAAACGUUCUUACUAUUUUUAUGAUCUAAAACUAUUGUGAGCAUACAACAUAAUACACCUUACCAACCCGGGCAUGUUGUCCGACGUAUCCCCAGACACGUGGUGACAUAAAAAAAGCAAAAACAUAGCCGCCUGUUUAACUCCUGCUCAAAAUCUACGUUUGCUUAUUGAAGUGUUGCUACUAAACUACGACUUCCACCGCAAAAGAAUUACUUUCGGCUAUCAGCAACCAAACUAUACCCUUACAACCAAAAACUUAAAAAGUAGAUAUUUCUGUUAAACUAACUUUUUUUAUUUUAACUAAUCGGUUGAACUGUGCAUGCCCCCAAACAUUAUGCUGCUUUGUAAUGGAAACAAUAAGAUUUGUUAAUAAUGAUAUCACAAUGCUCUAUUGUGACGUCAUGUACAUGGUCCGAACUAUCCCCGCGUCCUAAGUAUCCCCGGUCUCCCCUAUAUUAUUGAGGACAAUUGAUAUUUAAACAGUAAUAGGUAUUGUUCAUAAACAUUGUAUACUAAUAAUGCACAUUAACUUAUAAAAACAGAAAAAAGUUUACUUUUUUUGCUAUAAAUACUGUUAUCUCUACACUGUUUCUCGCACAAGCCAGUUUUCAUAAAUUAUCAUCAAGUGCAAA